CUAGGGACAUCUGGCUUCUUCCCAGCACCCGGCGAAAACCAACGCAAUGUUCGGUGCGGGGGACGAGGACGACACCGACUUCCUCUCGCCCAGCGGCGGUGCCAGAUUGGCCUCUCUUUUUGGACUGGAUCAGACACCUGCUGGCCAUGGAAAUGAAUUCUUCCAGUACACAGCUCCAAAGCAACCUAAGAAAGGCCAAGGAACAGCAGCAACAGGAAAUCAGGCAACACCAAAAACAGCAUCAACCACCACGGGCACUUCUACAGUAUUGGUGGCAACAGCAGUCCAUGCAUAUCGAUACAUAAAUGGUCAAUAUGUAAAGCAGGGCAAAUUUGGUGCUGCAGUCCUGGGGAACCACACAGCCAGAGAGUAUAGGAUUCUUCUUUAUAUCAGCCAGCAACAGCCAGUUACUGUUGCUAGGAUUCAUCUGAACUUUGAGUUAAUGGUUCGGCCCAAUAACUAUAGCACCUUUUAUGAUGACCAGAGACAAAACUGGUCCAUCAUGUUUGAGUCAGAAAAGGCUGCGGUGGAGUUCAAUAAACAGGUGUGCAUUGCCAAGUGCAACAGCACUUCUUCCCUGGAUGCAGUGCUCUCACAGGACCUCAUUGUGGCAGAGGGCCCUGCUGUAGAAGUUGGAGAUUCUUUGGAAGUGACCUAUACUGGCUGGCUCUUUCAGAAUCAUGUGCUGGGCCAGGUUUUUGACUCCACUGCUAACAAAGAUAAGCCGCUUCGCCUGAAAUUAGGUUCAGGAAAAGUCAUCAAGAGCUGGGAGGAUGGAAUGCUGGGCAUGAAAAAAGGAGGGAAGCGGUUGCUUAUCAUCCCUCCAGCCUGUGCUGCUGGCUCUGAAGGGGUAAUAGGCUGGACUCAAUCAACGGACUCAAUCCUGGUGUUCGAGGUGGAGGUUAGACGGGUGAAGUUUGCCCGAGAUUCUGGCUCUGAUGGGCACAGUGUUAGUUCCCAGGAUUCUGCAGCCCCUUCUCCCAUACCUGGUGGUGACGGCCUCUCUGCUGAUCCUUUUAUAUCACCAAGUACAUCGGUGCCUUUCAAAUCAGGGGAGCCAGCUCUUCGUACCAAAUCUAACUCCCUCAGUGAACAGCUUACAAUAAAUACAAGUCCUGAUACAGUCAAGGCCAAGUUGAUAUCUCGGAUGGCUAAAAUGGGCCAGCCCAUGCUGCCCAUCCUUCCACCACAGCUGGAUUCCAAUGAUUCAGAAGUCGAAGAUAUGAAUGCUCUGCGAGGAUCCGGGCAGCCUAUGGGGACUGUGUCCACCCAGCCCUCUCUUCAGCCAGCGCAUCCAGUGUUACCACAGAUGACCUCACAGGCACGUCAGCUGCCUGUUACUGGGCUCCAACCACCCUCUGCUGCCUUAAUGCAAGUUGCGUCUCUCGAUUCCCACUCUGUUGUGUCUGGAAAUGCUCAGUCCUUUCAGCCCUAUGCAGGUAUGCAAGCCUACGCUUAUCCACAGGCAUCCGCCGUCACCUCCCAGCUGCAGCCUGUGCGGCCCUUGUACCCAGCAGCUCUCUCCCAGCCUCCCCAUUUUCAAGGAUCAGGUGACGUGGCUUCAUUUCUCAUGACUGAAGCCCGGCAACAUAACACUGAAAUUCGAAUGGCAGUCAGCAAAGUGGCUGAUAAAAUGGAUCAUCUCAUGACUAAGGUUGAGGAGUUACAGAAACAUAGUGCUGGCAAUCCCAUGGUUAUUCCUGGCAUGUCAGUUACAAUGGAAACAAGCAUGAUCAUGAGCAACAUCCAGCGAAUCAUUCAGGAAAAUGAAAGAUUGAAGCAGGAGGUCCUUGAAAAGAGCAGUCGGAUAGAAGAACAGAAUGACAAGAUUAGUGAACUAAUUGAACGAAAUCAGAGGUAUGUCGAGCAGAGUAACCUGAUGAUGGAGAAGAGGAACAACUCACUCCAGACAGCCACAGAAAACACACAGGCAAGAGUAUUGCAUGCUGAACAAGAGAAGGCCAAGGUGACAGAAGAGUUAGCAGCAGCUACUGCACAGGUCUCUCAUCUGCAGCUGAAAAUUACUGCUCACCAAAAGAAGGAAACAGAGCUACAGAUGCAGCUGACAGAAAACUUGAAGGAGACAGAUCUUCUCAGGGGCCAACUCACCAAACUGCAGGCAAAGCUCUCAGAGCUCCAAGAUACCUCUGAGCAAGUGCAGUCCAAAUUCAAAAGUGAAAAGCAGAGCCGGAGACAGCUGGAACUCAAGGUGACAUCCCUGGAGGAGGAACUGACUGACCUUCGCACUGAGAAGGAGUCCCUGGAAAAGAACCUCUCAGAAAGGAAAAAGAAAUCAGCUCAAGAGCGUUGCCAGGCAGAGGAGGAAAUAGAUGAAAUUCGCAAGUCGCACCAGGAGGAAUUAGACAAACUUCGACAGCUCUUGAAAAAGGCUCGUGUGUCCACAGACCAAGCAGCUGCAGAGCAGGCUGAGCUACAGACCCAGUGGGAAUCAAAAUGUGAACAUCUGUUGGCCUCCGCCAAGGAUGAGCACCUGCAGCAGUACCAGGAGGUGUGUGCACAGAGAGAUGCCAACCAGCAGAAGCUGAUACAACUUCAGGAAAAGUCUGUUUUGCAGUGUUUAGCCCUCCAGGCCCAAGUCACAUCCCUCACAGAGCAAAAUAAACAGCACAUCAAGGAAUUGGAGAAGAACAAGUCCCAGAUGUCUGGAGUUGAAGCUGCUGCUACUGACCCCUCAGAGAAGGUCAAGAAGAUCAUGAACCAGGUGUUCCAGUGUUUGAGGGGAGAGUUUGAGUUGGAGGAAUCUUACAAUGGCAGGAUCAUUCUGGGAACCAUCAUGAAUACAAUCAAGAUGGUGACUCUUCAGCUGUUAAAUCAGCAAGAGCAAGAGAAGGGAGAGAGCAGCAGUGAAGAAGAAGAAGAAGAGGAAGAAGAAAAAAAAGAAAAAGAAGAGCGACCUCAGAGACCGUCCCAGGAGCAGAGCUUCUCAGCCAAUUUUGGGCUGUCUCAAGCACCCCUGAGUAGGGAGAGGCAGGAGUCUCCCCUGGUACCGUCGGGGCAGGUUGUCGAGGAAACCAUUCCAUUGCCUCCUCAGGCCCUUCCCACUCCCCAGGAUGAUGUACAGAGAAGGAAAGGGGAGCCCUCAGAAGCAAAGGCACACUCAGAGAUAAAAGAUGGUUCCCUCCCACCUGAACUGGCUUUCAUCCCAUCCCACAGAGUCUUGGAGCCCCCGACUUCAAUUCUACCUAAGCCUCCGGGCCCUGUAACUAUGGACUCUGAGUGUGAGGAGACACUUGCUGCCAGCCCAGUGGCAGCUGAGCCCAACAACCCAUUAGAAAAGGUAUGUGUCAGAGAAGUAGCCCCAGAUGGCCCACUGCCAGAAAGCUCCAUGAGACUGUCCUUAACUUCAGACCCUGAGAAGGGGGACCCACUCACCUUAGGGCCUGAAAGCCCAGGAGGAGAGCCUCAGCCUCCAGAGCUCAAUAAAGACAAGGAUGUCACUACCACCACUGGUCCCUCUGAGGAGCUGUUAAGCCCAGAGGCAGGCUCUACAGCUGCAGGAGCAGCCCUCAAACCCAACCAUCCUUCUCAGCGUUCCAGUCUCUCUGGGGAUGAAGAGGAUGAACUGUUUAAAGGGGCAACUCUGAAAAUUCCAAGGGCCAAAGCACAGCCUGAGGAGGAGGACGAAGACGAGGUGGUAAGGAAAUCCCAGGCACUGUCAGCUCCUCACGCCACCACCUGUGGGCCCUUCCCCAUGGGCUCUGAGAAGAAAGAUGGAGUCUGCUGGUGGCCUGUCCCCUGGACUCUGUGUGCUGGGCCCUGUGGGAGCAGGCUUGGGGCUAGGAGGCAGCAGCUCUGUAGGCAUAGUGGGGAUGGUCAGAUACCACUUUGCUCUUGAAAAAGAAUCAUAAUCUCUGUCCAUGUAGGAAUUGUUCCCACUUGAAGUGAGGAAAGUUGGACUGCUUAGUCCUACAUCAGAAUGCUAAAAUCUCAGGUUUCACCAAAUCUGUUAGGAUAUUAUGUAUAUAUUUUAGAAUUAGAAAGGACUUUGAAGAUCAUGUUAUCUGGCAUUCUUAUUCAUAGACAAAGAACUGAGGCUCAGAAGGAUGAUUUGCCUAAAGCCACAUAAUUGGUUAAAGUCAGAGCCAGAAUGAAAGCCCCAGUCUCCUAUUAUGAUCCCCUGUUGCUGGGCAUUUUCUGCUUACUCAGCCUGCUUUCCAAACUGCUGCCUUGUUUUUGUUAUCACAAUAUCCCUGGGCAGAAAAUGGGUUCAGUAUAGCCUCACUUUACAGAGCAUGAGAGUGAAGCCCAGGAAAGUAAGUUGCUGAUCGAGCGAGCCCCAGUUCUUGCUUCUGUGGUUCCCCAUUGUGCUAUGUUAAAACAUUUCUGGCUGUCAUGAGGCAAUUUUGACUGCUGUGAUGGGAAUUUCAUUAUUGUGAAAUGUGUGUGGAGAAUACAGAUGAGUUUCAGGCUCAGUCCAUUCCAGGAACAGAAAUAUGAAUUUGAAUGGGGACAAAUUCUGUGCCCUCAUGUACCAGCCUUUUGUCAAAACCCUGGGAAGAUGGCUGUGACAGAUCUGGGAUUCAGGUUGUAUAUGCCAGACCCCUUGCCUCUUGCCUGUGUUCCUUUGGGUGAAGUGUCCCAGUUCCUUUGUUAGUCUUUCUUCCCAAGAAUUAAAUUUCCAUCUGAGAAUCCAGAAUCCAAAUUCUGCACUAAAAAAGAAAAAAAGAAAAAAAAAAACCAAUUGAGAAUCCCAGGUGACUGCCCUAAAUAUAUGUUAGACUUUUUAAUCUUUUCAUUUUAACCUUUGACUUGGUGUUGUUAGCAACAUGCUCUCCCAAGUGAGCUAACCGGCCAUCCCUAUAUGGGGAUCCUAACCCAUUGCCUUGGUGUUAUCAGCACCACACUCUCCCAAGUGAGCCACGAGCCGGCCCUAUGUUGGACUUUUUAAAUUCAUAGUAUAUUAUUGAUAUUAAUGCAGAUACCAUCAAGUAACAUCUAUUUCUUGGAUACUCUGAAAACUACUUUACAAACAUUUUAAUUUAAUCCUCUGCUAAUCCAGUGAUGAAGGCCCUUUUGUCCUAUUUUAUAGAUCAGAGGAUUGAGGCUUAGGAAGGUUAAAUAACAUAACUAAGGUUAUAACUAAGGUUAUAAAUGCUGGUGAAUGUAGAGCGAGAACUUUAGCCAGGACAGAACAGAAGCUGUGGGCCACACUUGAAAAUCCUAUACUUUCAGAAUUUAGAGAUCACUUAAUAGAUGCCCAGAGGGAAGUCCAAGGUCCGUUAGUAGGUGGUUGUGAUAGGAUUAGCUCAGAGACCUCUAUACUCGCCCCACUGCCUUCCUUUUGGCCUGGCUCUGUGAAGACUGAUCCCAGUCAAUGGUAGUUUACCAGAAGAGAAGGUACCUUAGUAGAAACUAUUCAGUUUGUGCUUGUCUCUAGCCUCAGUCCUUGCUACCCCCAUGGAACCUGUUUCCUGCCAAUUCAGAGGAAAAGGGCCACGAGCUCAAGUCAUGAAAAGGGUGGGAGAGUCUCUCAUAGCCCAUUAAUCCACUUUAUCCUCUUACCUGGUUGGAGGAAACAUGGGCGAGGCCAGUGAGACCAGGGGUAUGGGAGGCUGGGGCCCUGUGUUCCUGGGCUUCCUUCAUCUCUUGGGAUUCUCCACUUGGGAAUGUGUCCAGGCCUCCAAAUUCAGCCCUCUCAAAUGAUGGGGGUUCAUGUCCAGAGCCAGUCAGGCCACCUUACGCCACAACAACAGUGUUUUUUCAAAUGUGAUUGUAUUCUUCCCACCCUGCCUUCAUUUUCCUGCAUCCUCUCUCCUCUCUUAGGGCUGCUCUAGUCCUCUGUUUCUUUCUCCUACUCCCUUCCCACCUCUUUGACCCUACUUUUUCCACUCAAAAUGUGUGUUUCCACAUGAGAGGAAAACCUGUCAAAUCAAUACAUGUGCUUCACAAAU
This is a messenger RNA of Cynocephalus volans (Philippine flying lemur), 5912 nucleotides long. RefSeq names its product FKBP prolyl isomerase family member 15 (gene FKBP15). The coding region runs from base 47 to 3856 and encodes 1269 amino acids. Gene Ontology annotation, cellular component: growth cone. NCBI's taxonomy places the organism in Eukaryota, Metazoa, Chordata, Mammalia, Dermoptera, Cynocephalidae. Gene Ontology annotation, molecular function: peptidyl-prolyl cis-trans isomerase activity. The transcript has 27 exons. The record is from RefSeq and is a predicted model, not a curated record.